Meleagris gallopavo (turkey) is the source of this 2295-nucleotide messenger RNA. RefSeq names its product coiled-coil domain containing 77 (gene CCDC77). The record is from RefSeq and is a predicted model, not a curated record. NCBI's taxonomy places the organism in Eukaryota, Metazoa, Chordata, Aves, Galliformes, Phasianidae. Gene Ontology annotation, cellular component: centrosome.
GUCCGCUGUUUGAGUGUCGGAGGGUAAAAAGCUGCGGUCUCCAUGAGCGCAACGGGCGGCUCGGCGGGACGCUCUUCGCGUUCCAGAAGGCUGGCAACCCCCCACAGCUCAUCCAAGUACUCUAGUUCUCAGCCUCAGAGUCAGGGGGACUCCACUCCUCUCCCUUCAAUCAAUGAACGCCUGGCCUUCCUCCGCCCUUCCCGGGAGCUGCUGGAAUACUACCGCAAGAAGAUUGCUGACUUUGAUGAAGAACAUGAGGAUUUGGUAAAAAGGCUGGAGAGAUACAAAGAAACAUACGAUGAGCAGCACAAACUGCAAUGGGAAGUACGUCAGCGAGAAGAGGAGAUUGCAGAGUUGCAAAAGGCUUUGAGUGACAUGCAAAUCUACCUGUUCCAGGAGAGAGAACACGUGCUCCGUCUUUACUCUGAGAAUGACCGACUGAAAAUCAGGGAAUUGGAGGAUAGGAAAAAAAUUCAACAUCUCCUGGCUUUAGUGGGAACAGAUGUAGGAGAAGUUACAUAUUUUCACAAGGAGCCACCACAUAAGGUUACUGUUCUACAAAGGCCAGCUACAUCCAGAGACUCACAUGAAGGAAAUGACAAUUCUAGAACAGGCACCAAGAGGAGCACUUCAAAACAAGCAGGAAAAGGAGACAUACAUGAAAGUCCUGAGAGAUAUCAGAGGGACAACCAAACACUUCUACUUCAGGUGGAGGCCCUGCAAGCUCAGAUAGAAGAACAGACACGAUUGUCCAAAGAGCAGCUUCAGGCAUUACUAGAGGACAGGCGGAUUCACAUGGAAGAAGCCCAGGUCCAGCAUCAGAGAGACCAGGACAAGAUUAAAACUUUAACAGAUAAACUCAACAAGACUCAAAAUCUCUUAUACGAGAGUACUCGUGACCUUCUCCAGCUGAAGUCUGAUGUUCGAGCCAGUGAGAAAGCGUGGAUGGUAGAGAAGGAAAAUCUGUUGAGGAGGAUUGACAAAGAUUCAGAUCAGCUUAUUGGCAGGGAGGCAGGAGAGAAGAAGCAGAGAGAUACCAAGAAGGUGCUUCAAGCAGAUCGUGAAGCUGGGAAGCCCCACAGUAGAGAAGUAAAGACACUGCAAGAAGAACUAAUGCAGGAGCAGCGGCUCUCAAACAUGUACAGAGAACAGUGUAUCACCCUGGAAAGUGAGCUGGCUAGGAUUUGUGAAGAGAGAGAUGUUGGCAGAGAACUCUUUAAGGAACGCUCAGAAAAGAUGGGGAAGCGCCUGAAGCUGGUGACUCAGCGAUACGAGGCCUUGGAAAAACGUCGUAAUAUGGAAGUGGAAGGCUUUAAGAAUGACAUUAAACAGCUUCGGCAGAAACUGAAAGAUGUAGAGAAGCAGCUUUUUAAGGUGACUAUGAAUAUUGGACCAGACCAGGAUCUUGUAAUUCUACAAGAGGUUCGUCAAGGAAACAGACUAACUCGUAAAAUUCAAGAAGAAUUAAAAUACUUAAAAGCAAAAAUCUAUGGCUUAGAGAAUGAACUACGAGUCUGCUGAAACUGAAGUUUUAGUUGGCAUCAAAGUUUUAGGAAUGGGACAUUGCCUGUUUACUGGCAUCCAGUAAUAGAAGGCUUGAAGAAAUCUGCAGUUAGGAAUGUCAUAACAUCCAUCAGUGAUACACAAACGAUUCCUAGCAUGCCAAAUUAGCUUGCUGUGUCUGUUGAUAGGCACCUGAUGAGUCUGCUACAGAAAGUAUCAAAAGACUGAUACAUCAGGAAUAUUCUUAUACCUUUUAUUACUUUCAUAUUUGUGGUGUAGGGAGUGGUGUAUACUGAUCUUAAACUUCAUUUGGAACAUAUUAGAAAGCAGGAAUAUAAAUUAAUGACCUAUAUGAUUAAAGGAUCUAGUUCAAGACUUGAAUUGCUUGGCUCACCCUUUCCUAUGUGAGAAAGAGCUUUUAAAGUGUGUUCAAUGAUGAUUGUGUUGGUACCUAGGCAAUUCAGGAUAUAACUGGAAAUUUUCUUUGAAAAAGACCUUGCACAGAAAUUUUGUACUAAGAUGUAUUACAUCCAACUCUACUUUUUACAAUAUAACUACUUUUAAAUAGCUUCCCUUUGAUUAUUUCUAACCUAGCUGGGACAAACCUGACUGAUUUUAAUAUGGUGAAAAAAAAAAACAUUUUAUAGAACUUAGCUGCAAGAAUGAGCUGUGUGUACUCUUGUUUUGAAUAGCUGGGGGAAGUGAGAUAUCACACUUUCAAGAAUCAUCUUCCCAUCUCCUUUUUUUCUAGCCUCUCUUGACUCCUGCAGGAAGCUCAUUUAAAAAAAAAAA